This is a messenger RNA of Linum trigynum, 2833 nucleotides long. Lineage: Eukaryota; Viridiplantae; Streptophyta; Magnoliopsida; Malpighiales; Linaceae. The record is from the annotation of a GenBank genome assembly.
UAUGUGUUGGAAUAACUACUACUAUUAUAUGAAUAAAAUAAACACAAAAAUGCGUAAAUUAUGUGUUGGUGACACUCUGCAAAGACAACAAACCUUCUUCAUCACGAGCGUACCAUAUCUACUGUACAAAUGAGGAAAAUAUGAGGCCCCUUGACUAAUCUUGUGCUAAACUUUACUCCAGCAAUCAUUUCAGUGUUAGUAAACGGUAUAUGAUCCACGAUUGAACCUCUUCCAACAAUUCGAGUUAUUGGGACCAACUAGUUCUUGACAUGGUAUCAGAGCCUUCUGUGACCGUGAGGUCUUCUGUUCGAUUCCCGGUGACCCCCAUCUGUUUCUGUUAAGCACACGGUGUCCAGACCUGUGCCUAUCCAAACUAUAUGAUCCACGAUUGAACCUCUUCCAACAACUCGAGUUAUUGGGACUAACUGGUUCUUGACAUUCAGUAUCAAGAGCAUACUUCUGUUAACAAAGAUCUGUCUCACGAGGUUUACAUGUACAACAGGCUGAUGCAUGAUACAGCCAUUGUCACCCAAUACGCUCUGGCGCUCCCUAAAAUUGAUACUUAUGGAACGGAACGGACAUUACUUGUCUUUUCCACAAACUAUUAACCAGUCGUGGAUUUAGUAUUUACAAAAAGCCAGACUCUGUAUGGAAAAAGCCAUAUAUCUGAAAAGGAUUGGUCCUAACUCCUACGUACUUAACUUUAUGAACAAUAAUGCAUCCAUCCACCACUAGAUUUUCACUAUAAAAAGCCCCCGGCCAUGCAUGUCAAAUCUACAGCCAAAAUACUCGAUAGAAGUACACACCAAAAGACAACCAAAAAAAUAAAAUAAAAAAAUCUCACGAGAUGAAGAAAACCCAUAUUACCCAUGAUUCCCUCCUCCUUAUCCUCCUCGUUGCCGCCACCUUCUUCUUCACCUCAUCCUCCGCCACGUCCCGCAACACCGACUCCAAGAAGAAACCUUUAGUCCCAUGCAAGAAGCUCGACCUCUACUUCCACGACAUCCUCUACGACGGCCACAACGCGGCCAACGCGACCUCCAGCAUCGUCGCCAGCCCGGUCGGCGGCUCGGGCACCCGAACCGCCCUGUCCCCGAGCUUCCACUUCGGCGACGUCAUCGUGUUCGACGACCCCGUCACGUUGGACAAGAACAUCCACUCGACCCCUGUGGGCCGGGCCCAAGGCUCGUACAUCUUCGACGCCAAGUCCACGUACUCGGUGUGGCUGGGCUUCGCGUUCGUGCUGAAUAGUGCGGACUACAAGGGCUGCAUCACGUUCGCCGGGGCCGAGCCCGUGACGCUGAAGACCCGCGACGUGCCGGUGGUGGGCGGGACCGGGGACUUCUUCAUGCACCGUGGGAUUGCGACGACUAGUGAUGAGGUUGUGGACGGUCACCUUUGUGUUCGGGUCCAGAUCAGGUUUUAUGAGUGUUACUAAGUGGGGUUUUGGGCCGGGCCUGUCAUGGGCUUUUAAUUAGCACUUGUUUAAAAGAAAACAGUGUGGUUUGCCUGCGAGGCCUGUAAGAGUUAAGAAGCGAGAUUGAGUUUCGGAGAGAGCCCAUGUUGGCGUUUGGUUAAGAAUCGAAAAUAAGUUUCAAGAGACCAUAUUGCUGUUUGAAUAAUCAUGUGGCUUUGUACUUUUCCCCCACUCUACGAUGCGGGGAUACUUGUAGGUAUUUUUGUGUUGGUUUGUUUGACAGUUAGCUCAUCUUACCGUGAAAAAUGCUCUUUGUUGAUUUCUUGAUCUCGUUUUGAUUGUUAAUCUAAGGAAGAAAGAAGAAAAAAAAAACACAAUUGUUGGUUGCAAUGUAGUCAAAAUCGCGCUUUAAAACUUAAAAACUUACGAUUUUACGUUUCUAGAUCACUAAAACGCUUCUACACAAAAACUCAGUUUUUAUACCUUAUGUAGUUAAAAAAUCCGCUUUAAAAUUUAAAAACUUACAAUUUUAUGCUUCCAGAUCACCAAAAUGUUUCUACAUAGAAACUCGGUUCUGACUACAUUGGUUGGAUGUUGCUCCAAGUUGUUAGAGUGUGGUAUAAGAUCCAGCAUAACCUUCUUCUAACAACUCGAGUUAUUAGGAUCAACUGGUUCUUGACAUGUUAUCAGAACUGGUUUGACCAAGUAGUCUUGUGUUCGAAUCUCCACGACCCCAAUAAAGUUCACCUUGUUCUUCUUCUUUCGGCCCACAUAUUGGGCUUCGGUCACCAUAUCUUUGUUAUUGGGCCUGAAAGAACCUUCAUCCUGCCUUGCGCUUCGGCCCAUCAAAUUUCUAGGUAAUUUAUAUGCUCGCAACCGCCGACGAGUGAAAAAAGGCGGCAAGUUCCCCCGACGAGCGAGCGAGCAUGCUAACGGCUCUCUUGGAUUCCCGAUCGUCCUCUCCGUCUCCAAUCGUCUUCUCCAAUCAAAGGGUAUUCGCAUUGGUCGCUGGCAGUUCCGGAAUCAACACUUUCAGACCAUUACUUCGUAAGCGCUUUCUUGAUUUCCCCCCUUACCUUACUUCUCCGAGCUCUAGUUACGACUUACGACGCGUUCUCCGACUUGCAAUUCGUCCAUCUCAUUCUUCUUACUUGUUGUUCGGGAAAUUAGGUUUACAUAUGUAUUGUUUACCAAAAAGCCAAUCCUUCCAUUUGAAUAUGUUUUCGUUUACCAGAGAACAUUUCAUUUUCUAUGUAUAAAUUGGCCCCAAAAUUUGAGCUAAAAAAUGGUGAAGGAUGCUAUCAUUUGCUCCACCUCUUUGCAGAUAGCAAUCAGUUCUCUUAGAUCAUAAGAACACAACAGACCACCCUACCUCCACACCAUAGUAGCACAUAAUUAUAAAAAAUAAUAGAUCAA